Messenger RNA from Cicer arietinum (chickpea), 1707 nucleotides. Its product is annotated as bHLH transcription factor RHL1-like. Gene Ontology annotation, biological process: regulation of transcription by RNA polymerase II. Gene Ontology annotation, cellular component: nucleus. NCBI's taxonomy places the organism in Eukaryota, Viridiplantae, Streptophyta, Magnoliopsida, Fabales, Fabaceae. The record is from RefSeq and is a predicted model, not a curated record. Gene Ontology annotation, molecular function: RNA polymerase II cis-regulatory region sequence-specific DNA binding; DNA-binding transcription factor activity, RNA polymerase II-specific; protein dimerization activity.
UCUCUCUCUCUCUUUCUAUACUGCCGCAACCUACUACACUUAAACAAUUUUCUCUCUCUUUCAAGUUAUUAAUUAAAUUUCAACCCCUCCACUCCAUUCCAUUCUACAUUCCACAAUCUCUCUCUCUCUUUCUAACUUCAACGCACGCUUCUUCUUCAUGCACCCUUGUAGCAGAGAAAUGCAAUCCCUUAACUCCCUCUUAAACUCUCCUCCUUCUCAAAUUCCAAUUCCUCUUCAAAAUCAUUCUCAGAUCCAAAUUAACCACGACACAUUCCAUCAAUCUCACAAUUCUCACGAUGAUUUUCUCAAGCAAAUCCUCUCCACCCUUCCUUCAUCCUCUUCUUGGAAUAAUCUUGACCCUACCAACUCCAACCCUAAACCUUUAUGGGACUCCAAUUCCGAUGAAACCCCUCUUUCCGACAAUGUCCAUUUCCCUAAUUACGACGAACACACCAACCUCGCCUCUAAAUUUCGUAACCACCAGAUCAACGACAAAGCCGCCGCUCUCAUGCUUCUCAGAGGUGCCGAUUCCGGACUCCUCCAGAUGCCGUUGAACCCCGCUGACUUUGACUCCUCUCAAAACGACGUCGUUGACGCUUCUUCUGUUCAAGCUCUCUAUAAUGGUUUCUCUGGAUCUCUCCACGGUAUCGCCCAAAACAACACAAAUCAUCAUUUUCAAGGACAGGGUUUUGGAGGUUCAGUGAGUGCAACCAACCAGGCUCCGGCGAGUGGAACGCCGGGACAGCCGAGGCAGAAGAUUAGAGCUAGGAGAGGCCAAGCCACUGACCCGCACAGCAUCGCCGAAAGGUUACGGAGGGAAAGAAUCGCUGAGAGGAUGAAAGCCUUACAGGAACUUGUUCCUAAUGCUAACAAGACAGACAAGGCCUCCAUGCUAGAUGAGAUCAUCGAUUAUGUGAAGUUCCUCCAGGUCCAAGUCAAGGUUUUGAGUAUGAGCAGAUUAGGCGGAGCAGGGGCUGUAGCUCCCCUUGUUGCUGAUAUGUCCUCCGAGGUUGUCAGUGACUGCGUCCAAGCCAACGGCAACCCCCGGAACUCUACCGGCAACCCAAAAACGGCGAACGAGAGCCUGACAAUGACGGAGCAGCAGGUGGCUAAGCUGAUGGAGGAAGACAUGGGAUCCGCUAUGCAAUACUUGCAAGGCAAAGGUCUUUGCCUCAUGCCAAUUUCCCUAGCUACAGCUAUCUCCACUGCCACGUGUCACAACAGGAACCCCUUGAUGAUCAACGCCGCCAAUAACGGUAACUCCAACCCUGUUAUUGCAUCCAACGGUGAUGGGCCUUCUUCUCCCGCAAUGUCCGUAAACAGCAUCGUCAAAGAUGCCGCGUCCGCUUCUAAGUCGUAGACGCCGUUGAUUUGGUUGACUUUUGAUAUCGUCAGAGAAAAAAAAAGGUGGAAUGAGAAUAUAAAAUGACGUGGUAUUUCUCAAGUUUAGGAAAAUAAUGCGUCACUAAAACGUCGUUAACUUAUAUACGACGUGUAUUUGUAUUUACUGGACCCGAUCCUCUCCGGUUGCAUUAGGAUGUUACAGCUGUAGGAACCGUAAAAUUAAGAAAUAUAAAAACGUUCUUUCUAAAUUUAACAGUUGCUACAGCUACAGCACCAACAGUAAUGGAUCCAAAGAUGCCAACUUCAUGUUAAUUUCAAUAUAUUGAUCACAGCCUUAUUAAAUUUCCACCUUUUUUGUUGUAA